Messenger RNA from Microstroma glucosiphilum, 243 nucleotides. Its product is annotated as putative NEDD8 precursor-ubiquitin-like protein. Gene Ontology annotation, molecular function: protein tag activity; ubiquitin protein ligase binding. Gene Ontology annotation, biological process: modification-dependent protein catabolic process; regulation of proteolysis; protein neddylation. Gene Ontology annotation, cellular component: nucleus; cytoplasm. The record is from RefSeq and is a predicted model, not a curated record. The coding region runs from base 1 to 243 and encodes 80 amino acids. The transcript has 5 exons. Lineage: Eukaryota; Fungi; Basidiomycota; Exobasidiomycetes; Microstromatales; Microstromataceae.
AUGCUGAUCAAAGUCAAGACACUGACAGGCCGGGAGAUCGACCUGGACAUCGAGCCCACAGACAAGGUCGCAAGGAUCAAGGAGAGAGUAGAGGAGAAGGAAGGCAUCCCCCCUGCGCAGCAGAGGCUCAUCUUUGGUGGAAAGCAGAUGCACGACGAGAAGGGAGUGUCUGACUUUGGACUGGAGGGAGGAUCGGUUCUGCAUCUCGUGUUGGCUCUACGAGGCGGCUCAAGCUUGCUAUAG